Molecule: messenger RNA, 1973 nt
Organism: Vitrella brassicaformis
Lineage: Eukaryota; Vitrellaceae
Source: the annotation of a GenBank genome assembly
CUUCUCUCCUUCUUUCUCCUUCGGUGCGCCAAAGAGGCUCUGGAUGUCGCAUUCCUGCAGUUCUGCAUCUCAGCAAAGCAGCGCGGGCUCUCAACGAACGAUCUUCCAUACAUCUCUACUUCUCAUCCUUUUGGCGACAAUGAGGCUGCUGCAGUCAGCUCAGGCAUUCCAAAGGCACCUGCCAUCGCACCCGCUGCUGCGCAAACCGUCCAACCGCUCACCACUUUCUGUCCGUCGCGCAAUGGAGAUGUCGUUGAGUGACCAGCGGAGAUCUGCCUCCGCCUGGCUGGCGGACGGAACCGCGCCGCGCAUUCGUGUGCUGGACAGCUUCACAACAGGUGAAGAGCCUCACUCAGACAUUCAUCGGUAGAUCCGUGAAUGUGUGUAUUUGUGUGUGCAGAUGCGGGCACUCUGUCGUGGGGUCCUGUGGAGGCGUUGGGUGAUGUGAAGAUAUGGCCGCGGACGGCGCCCGAGGAGGUGGAGGAGAGGAUACGCGACGCACACGUCAUCCUCACCAACAAGGUGCCCAUGGACGAGGCUACUAUGAACCUGGCGCCCUCUCUCUCAUACGUCGGCAAACUCGCCACAGGUAUUCAGCACACCACCACAGGCACUACAGACAGCAGACAGAUAGCCACAUACACACACCGCUCUGCCGCAUCUCUCUGUUGUCUGUCCUACCUUCUGCCAUCGUCCACCAGGUUACAACGAUGUCGACCUGAACGCAGCCAAAGACCGGGGCAUUGCAGUGAGCCAUCCACUCCAUCCAUCCAUCCAUCCAUCCAUCCAUCGGCCAAAGGUGCGCUUCUCAUCUCAUUGGUUGCUCGGCUGGUUGUGUGUCAGGUGACGAACGUGCCAGCGUAUUCGACCAUGUCAGUGGUGCAGCUGGUGUUCGCCUUCAUGCUGCAGCACUGCGUCGAUGUGACCUCCCACGCAGAGUCGGUCAGGCGGGGCGAGUGGGCCUCGAGCGCCGACUUCUGCUACACACUGCGGCCCGUCCCAGAGAUCAACAAGAAGACCCUCGUGAUCGUCGGCACUGGCUCCAUCGGCUCCGCUGUCAAGACCGUCGCUGAGGCCUUCAACAUGCGGGUCGUUUCAGCACAGGUACGUUCACAUCCACAGACACACACACAUACACACACACAGGGUUGAUGGAUGCCGGCCAUGUCCUGUAGGUGCCCGGCCGGCCGGCGUCUGCUGACCGAGUGAGUCUGGACGAGGCGUUGCCGCAGGCCGACUUCAUCACGCUGCACUGCCCCCUGACGGCCGCCACCAACAUGCUCGUCAGCGAUGACUUCCUCAGCAGAUGCAAACAGGGCGCCGUGCUCAUCAACACGGGACGCGGCGCACUCCUUGACGAAGCCGCAGCUGUGAAAGCGCUCGACUCGGGUGCGUGCCUUCAUUCAUCAACACACACAAUCACACACAGGCCAAGAGCGCGCGUGUUGAUGUCAGGUCGGUUGGGCGGUGUGUAUGUGGAUGUGCUGGCCAAGGAGCCGCCGAGAGAUGGCGCGUCGGCCGAGCUCAUCAAGCACCCCAAGGCCACGGUGACACCCCACAUAGGGUGGAUGUCUGUCGAGGCGCGCACACAGCUGAUCACCGAGGUGGCGCAGAACGUCCAGGCCUUCAUCAAGGGCGACAAGAGGAAUCGCAUUGUAUAGGCUGACUGAGUGGCUUGUUUGCUUGUUUCUGCUGAAUCGUGCGUCUGUCGAUCGCUUCGACGAGCGCUUGUUUGUGGACGUAGUGUGGUUGAAACCAAGGACGGCCUUUGGAGUAGGCGGCUCCAUCGGGUUCGACUGCGUAAGCCAUCACCGACGAGUGUGAUGGUUUUCGCUAUCAAACUCGCGUGUGUCGGUUACUCUAAGGCCGUCUGGUGUUGGUGAAACGGCAUGUGAGAGAUUUUUUGGUGAAAUGGCGAUUGUGACUUCUUUUGAUCUAUAGAAUGGCCAUUCACGGAUGCGACAGAGUCAUGC